AUGGCAGCGCCCUCACCCUCGCCAGCGGGUGGAUCCUUCAAAGACAUGCGCAAGAACUUCCUGAUCGCCCUGGGCAUCAGUUUUGCCCUCUUACAGCUGCUGUUCCUGUGUAAUAUGUGCUACCUAUAUGGGACCCAGUAUCGCGACAGCACCCGUUUCCACAGCAUGAAGAUGCUGUACGUCGACUACGACGGAGACGUGGUCGGCCAGUCGGUGGUCGAUGCGUACGGCAUACUGCGCAGUGACGAAUUCCCUUCACUUGUACAAUCACCCGCCAGCGAAUAUCCGACUCCAAAAGACGUCAAGACUGCUGUCUGUAAAGGCGACUAUUGGGGCGCAGUGUAUGCCCAUCCCGGGGCCUCGGCGAACCUAUCCGCUGCCUUGGCCACGGGCAAUGGCAACCGAACUUCCUUAACGUACAUCUGGAACGGAGCACGCUACCCGGCCUUUUCACAGAGUGCCAUCUACGCCAGCAUCAUGAGUCUGGUACAAGUAACCAAGUCGGCCUACUACGCCCGCAACGCAUCGAGCGUCCUCGCCACAGCACCCCUGUCGAAGAACCCAGGAAGCCUACAAGCCUUCCUCAACCCUAUCCAAGCCACCGAAAUCAACAUCAAGGUCACCAAUCAAGGCGGCCGAGUAUUAUACAACACCGUGUCAAUGGUGAUGCCGAUCAUCCAACAAUUCUUCUUCAUGAUGGCCCUGAACGGCAUCUCGGCGCAGUUCCACCUCUACACCAAGCUUGGCCCGAAACGCAACGGCCUCCUCCGCAUGUGCGUCUCUCUCGCCUACACCUUCAUCGGAUCGCUAUGCAUGGCCGGAUAUAUCUGGGCGUACAGAGAAUCGUGGGACGUCAAUAGCAAUCAGUUCGUGCUCUCCUGGAUGAGUAUCUGGUUGUACAUGCACAUCAACUUCCUUAUCUACGAUCAGUCCCUUCGAACUGAGUCCCGGGUCUAUCGCUGGGGAUAUGCCCUCCCCGCGCACGAGCUGUACCAGGUCCUCGUCCAGAUCUGGAGCGACGGAUGCGAGCACCAGCUGCAUCGCGCCCUCCCGAUCAUGUUCUCGUGGUGGAUCGCCUGUGUGGCUAUCGUGCCCUUUGCCAUGUGGCAUCGCUGCAAAGCGGCCCUGGCUGCCGAGCAGGCUGCUACCAAUGUCGCGACCGAUAAUAAGUCGACCGUUUCACUGCCGGAAAGUAUCGACCGGCUCCACUCGCACCAGUCCAGUACGCGGGAGAUCAUCCGGCACAGUCGGAGGGAGACGGCUGAGUCUAUCCGCUUGGAGCAUAUUGCGUAUGGGCCCAGCUAUCCCACUCCGGGCGUGAGGGGGGAUGAGCCGUGA
Messenger RNA from Aspergillus nomiae NRRL 13137, 1338 nucleotides. RefSeq names its product SNG1 family protein. NCBI's taxonomy places the organism in Eukaryota, Fungi, Ascomycota, Eurotiomycetes, Eurotiales, Aspergillaceae. Gene Ontology annotation, cellular component: membrane. The transcript is spliced from 2 exons. The record is from RefSeq and is a predicted model, not a curated record. The coding region runs from base 1 to 1338 and encodes 445 amino acids.